Messenger RNA from Canis lupus familiaris (dog), 5309 nucleotides. It is a transcript of the gene MKRN3, whose product is annotated as makorin ring finger protein 3. Lineage: Eukaryota; Metazoa; Chordata; Mammalia; Carnivora; Canidae. Gene Ontology annotation, biological process: protein polyubiquitination. Gene Ontology annotation, molecular function: ubiquitin protein ligase activity; metal ion binding. The record is from RefSeq and is a predicted model, not a curated record.
GAAGAGAGCAGGGGGAGAAGGAAAAGAGAUGCACACUUCGUAAGGAAGAGACCCCGGUACCAGCUCGGGCUCUCUGGGCCUCAAGCCUAAAGGAAGAGACACCGGAGCAGUUCCGGUACCAUCUGGGGAGAAGAAUUUGCCAUGGAAGAGCCUGCAGCUCCCACUGAAGCCUCUGAGGCAUCUGGGGCACCUGCGGGGGCCGAGGUGGCAGGGGAGGGUGCACCUGGGCCUUCACUCCACAUGCGCCCGGUCUUCCGGCAAUUUGCGGCUGCAGGCCCGGCCCCCCUCCGUGCGUCACGUCGGAGGCCUGCCCAGGCCUCUGGGGGAGGGGCGGGGCCCAGUCGCUUGCAGGGCCGGAGCAGCGGCAGCUGGACAAAGCAAGUCACCUGCAGGUAUUUUCUGCAUGGGCUUUGCAAGGAGGGGGAGAACUGUCGUUAUUCCCAUGACCUCUCGGGCCGGCUGCAGGCUGGGGAGAGCCCUGGCUCACCGCCUGGGGCCUCCGCAGACCCAAGCCCUAGCACGGCUGCGCAUAUUGAGACCUUGCCUCAGGAAGUGGCUGAAGCCUCCUCUGUUGCGUUCGCCUGCUCCUUGCCUGCGAUUGGCUUAGCUGCUGAAGGGGGUUUCUUUGAAGCUGAGAGAGACAAUGCAGGCCUUGAAGCUGCCGGAGGAGCUGGUGUGGAAGGUUGGGAGAAUGCCAUUGAGUUUGUUCCUGGGCAACCCUACCGGGGCCGCAUGAUCCCUUCUGUUCCCAGGGCUUCUGUGCAGAGCCCAGUGACUGAGAGGGAACAGAUUGCAGUGGGCAGUGGGCAGCAGCUUUGCCGAGAUGCGGCUAUGGGGCAGUGCUUUCGUGGGGAGAGCUGUAUGUAUGUCCAUGGAGAGAUAUGUGAUAUGUGUGGGCUUCAGGUCUUGCACCCUGUGGAUGCUGCACAGAGGGCAGACCAUAUAAAGGCUUGCAUUGAAGCACACGAGAAGGAUAUGGAGCUCUCGUUUGCAGUUCAGCGAAGUAUGGACAAAGUGUGUGGCAUCUGCAUGGAGGUUGUCUAUGAGAAAGCCAACCCCAGUGACUGCCGCUUUGGCAUCCUCUCCAACUGCACCCACACCUACUGUCUUAGGUGUAUCCGCAGGUGGAGGACUGACAAGCAGUUUGGCAACAGGAUCGUCAAGUCCUGUCCACAGUGCAGGGUCACCUCCAACUUUGUGAUUCCCAGUGAGUUCUGGGUGGAGGAGGAGGAAGAGAAGCAGAAACUUAUUCAGCAAUACAAGGAGGCAAUGAGCAACAAGACUUGCAGGUAUUUCGCAGGAGGCAGGGGUUUCUGCCCAUUUGGAGAUAACUGUUUUUACAAGCAUGCAGACCCAGAGGGCCUGGGAGAGGAUCCUCAGAGGCUGAGUGCUGAGGCAUCCGGUGCUCACUGCGGUCAAUUUUCGGAGCCUACUCAGGUGCGAGAGGGUGAGAUGCCCUUUAAAAGCAGUAAAAAAGAGCUUGUCAUGCUUCGGCUGGCCAAUCUGUUGUUUAAGUGUUUUAUUUCACUGGGAAAUGAUGAGAUCUUUUCAAAGGACCAGUGGGACUUGCUUCAUUAUGAGCUGGAAAAAAAUAUUUCAGUUUGAAUCUGUAGCAUUAUGCUGUGGCAUGUGGUCUAGUGUGCUAAGGCUCUGCCAUCCGCUGUUGCUUGUUUUCUGUUUAUAGACACAUCUAUCAUUCACAGGCUAUUGAAGCCCUUUUUAUAAAGCAUCCAUCUCUGUUUUCUUCCAUCCCCAUUUCAAGGUUAUAGUGCUUUACUGUGGUGAACUGUAACAAAAAGUCCUUAACGUUAUUGUUUGAUGAAAUGAAUAUGACUGUAGUUUAUGGUUUAUUUUGUCAUCUCUGUUUUCAACAGGAUUGACUCAGUUCUAGUCUAGUGUUUACAGAAUUUCCACACUCAUUUUGAAGUCCCUCAAGAAUAAAUGUGACAGGGUGAAGGGAGAAGUCUAAACUGAACAAGGAGCUUUUUGCUACUACAGCCUUAAGAAAUGGACCCUCGCAGGGCCUUUGUGGUACAGCUGCUCACCUUUGUUGUUUACAUGUCUGUUCCUUCCCUCAUUCCCCUUCAAGUGCACUCUUUAACAUGUGGUUACCUUGUGGUUUUUGUGUUUAACUUGACCAGAACCAGGUGUGUAUGUUUACAUGUUUUUAUCCUGUGAAGCUUGAUGUGAAAUUACUUAUAUUUGGAAGUAUUUAUUUAAGAAUUAUAUAUGUGCAUAUAAAUGUGUAAAAAGUUAUAUGAUCAAAAAUAUUUAUAAAGGAUACACCAUAUACUAUCUGGAAGAGCUGGAAGCUGGAAGCGAAAGGCAAUAUGAUUUGCUGUUGUGUGAGUGUGAGGUGUGUGAAUAAUUGUUCUGUCCUUUUCACAGGCUCAGUAAAUAGUAUCUAAUGACAACAGAUAAUUAAAGUGGCUCUGGUCAAUUAUAGCAGACACCGAUAAAGAAAUUUUACAAAAUAGGACAUUGGUAAUUCCUGUGAUGGCAUUAAUAGCUCACUGUUCUAUUAUAAAUACAGAAAUGUGUGUUCCCGUGCAGUUUAGCACAAUGUCAUUAUUCCUUAUAAUAGCACAAUCAAUCCUGAACUCAGAUACACAGUACUUUGUAUUCAAUAUUUCUAGAUAUUCAAAGAAAGGGGCUUUUGACAAAAGUUUUCAAUAUAUACAUGACAAAAUUAUAAAAGAAAAUAGAAUAAUAUUUAAAUCAGUCAAAAUAUAAGAAUGGAAAGAUAAGUGAAAUAUAUAAAGGAACAAAAACUAAAUACAUAGUAAUAUGGGAAUUACACACUAUCAGAUUAAGUGAAAAUGGCUUAAAAAUUGAAACUCAAGGGUUAUCAGACUUGAUUAAAAUUAAAAUGAAACUGUAUGCUGUUUAAAAUACACACCUACAACAUAAGAAUACAGAACCUUAAAAGUAAUAGAAUGAAAAAAUAAAUAGCAAUGCUGUGACUUUUGUAAUAGACAAAGUUGAUAUUAAGGGUAAAAAGAUUGCUGGAAAAAAAAGAUUGCUGGAGAUAAAUAAGGUUAGUAUAUGAAUAUUAAAUUAUAAUUUACCUGGAAAAUAAAACUAUUCCAAUUUUGUAUUCAUUUAAAAACAGCAUCAAAAAUAAAUAAUAAGAAAAAUAUAAAAUUUAAGUGGACAAUUUUCAUACAUCUUUUCAGUAACUGAACAAGCAAAGGAGUUGAACAGCACAAUUCUAACAAUUUAUCUAAUGUAAAAUGUACAAAAUGUUGUAUGCAUCAACUGCAGAAUGUUCUUCUCUUGGCUGAGGGUGAAAAUAUACCAGAUACAUAAAUUCUAUGAGAUCCAGAUCGUCCGGACUAUUUAGGAAAGACACAGUACAUUUACAGAGUUUGUGCCAUUUACUAAGCACUCUCCAAAGGACUAAUUUAAUUCUCAGACCAAUGUUGUGAAGUCAUUGCUAUAAUUAUUCUUAUAAUCCUAAUGAAGUAAAUACGGUUGAGAGGUUAAAUUACUUACACAUACAGCUGUGACCCGUAGGUAUAAAUUAUUUGAACCACAAAAGGAACUCACUGGUAUAUUUCCAGAGCACAGGCACCAUGCUGCUUCUUCCCUCAUCUACAUGUCCAGGAUCAGCUAGACCAGCUGAAUAUUGCUAUUGGAAAUGUGUGUGCAAUCUUUCAGUAUGGAUGGUUCAGCCAGAUGGGACAGAGAUGGACAUAAAAAAGCUCCUAGAGAAUGUGGGAGCUGUGGGGCUUUGUUGGCUUACAGACUCAGUAUUUCUUAGUCCCUCACCCAAUAUGCCUCAGCUUCCCAGAUUCUUAAACUGCCUCUCUCUUCUUAUAUUAUGCCUGAUUUUAUCGGUAAGUAUCUCAGCCCAUUUUACUGGCACCUUUGCCAUAUUUAUUGCGUAUCAAUUCUUAUCCAAAGAAUUCACCAAUCAAGAGGCUGUGGAUGCCUCACUAUUAACUGUCAUGCAGGGUGAGUAAUUCCAAACAAAAAUCAAAUAUGCUGGUUCCCCUGAGGCCACUCCAUGCAGGGGAAAGAGGAAUCAGAUGACCAAACAACCAAAGAAAAAGGACCAGAUGGGUCACUCUCAAAGACUACUGGCACCAAAGUCUCAAAAAAAAUGAGCUUUGAAUAGAGGCUAAGCUGCUAUUAAGGGGGGAUUUUUAAGCUGAGCUUGGAAAACUUUGAAAACUUUGUCUUAAUAUACACUACCUAAUGUUCUAAAAUAGAAUGUUUUUAUUCAAAUGGCAUCUUGAAACAAUCAUUAUAAAGUUCAGGAUAUACAAUGGAACAAGGAUUGGCAGAAGAUAAAGUGGUUUUGCUGACAAUGAAUAAUUAGAAUCCUGACUCAGCUUCUUACCAGCCAUGCAGACUGGAGCAAGUUACUUAAAUUUCCUAUACCUCAGUUUUUUUAUAUGAGAAAUGGGUAUAGCACCACCUAUUUUGUGGUUGUUAUGACGAAAAUAUGUACAUUGGACAAAGAAAUUGAAACAUAGAUUGGAUUUUUAAAGUGGCAUGUGUAAAAGGAUUAUAUGUGUUUGUGACCUCAGAAGAGCUUGCACAAGAAUUAAUAAUCCACAGACUUUUUCUCUUUGGGUAUCUUUGGAACUUGUGUUAAAGUAACGGUGUUAUUUUAUGAUUUUUUUGUAGCAUGGGGGCACAUUACCCUUAUAGUCAUAAUUUUAAAAAGAUCAAGUAAUUUUUUUCAACAAAAGUGAUUCAGUUAAAACUAAAAAUGUGCUAUUUUAUUCCUGAAAUAUAGUAAGCAACAACAAAAAUAUGUAUUAUUUGUGAUGGAUGUCUACAUAAGGAAAAUAAAUAAAAUGAUGUUUAAAAAUGGGAUUUCUGUUCCCUCAUCAGCUCAUUCAGAGGUCAGAUAAAGGAAUGUCACUGCCUUCAGCUCUGGGAAAAGUAUUCCAAGGGCUUGCUCAUGAAGUCAGCAGGGCCACCUCUGUUGCAGUCAGAAACAAAGGAGCUCUUGCCACACAAAAGUUUGCUCUGUGAGUGAUUCAGUAUGUGCUGGCCCCUCCUCCACUAGGACUCAUGGACUCAGCUCAGGUGUCUAUACAGAAGGUAUCAUUUUAAUCACACAGAAAUAAAUGCUUAUGUGAAACAAGUUUGAUUGCUUAUGCUUCAAAUGACUAAAUUUGGUGGACGUACACACUUAGAAAUACGCUAAUACUCCUUCCUCUCGAACACAUGGAAACCACUUUGUCUCAUGUACCAUUAAAUCCAUUUACUGAAUUUCAAGAACUUAAAACAUUUCUAAUCCAUAGUAAGCACCCAUAUGCUUUUCUCUUUUGUAAACAUCUUGAGGGUGUGGU